Amyelois transitella is the source of this 3634-nucleotide messenger RNA. RefSeq names its product phosphatidylserine lipase ABHD16A. The transcript is spliced from 10 exons. Bases 157 to 1683 code for a protein of 508 amino acids. Gene Ontology annotation, molecular function: monoacylglycerol lipase activity; glycerophospholipase activity. The record is from RefSeq and is a predicted model, not a curated record. Lineage: Eukaryota; Metazoa; Arthropoda; Insecta; Lepidoptera; Pyralidae. Gene Ontology annotation, biological process: phosphatidylserine catabolic process; monoacylglycerol catabolic process. Gene Ontology annotation, cellular component: endomembrane system.
CUUGACAGAAGAAAGAGCAAUUCAGCUGUCAAAUACUGUCAUACAUACAUUAAAUGGUAAAUAAUUUUAAUAAAUUUUAAUAAAUUAUUUUUUCAUUUGUUUGCGCAUACGGUUACGCAUUUGUGCUUUUGGUCAAAUUUUGGCCUCAAAAUCAAAAUGAAAUUGUUGAUGAAGUGUAUUCUUGCUCCACGCUUGUUAAAGAUUUAUAAAGAUGGACCCCAAGAUAAUAUGUAUCAACCAUUACCUCUGGAAAGGUGGUCUGAUAAAGUCAUAACUACAACAAGUACAAUCUUCAACAUUUGCAUAUACACAUCCCCAUUUAUAUGCAUGUAUGUUUACAAGAAAGGAUUAUCUGUAAUAGAGGAGAAUAAAUAUGGACUCCUGCGCUUUUUUAGCGGCAUUGGAUGCCUCCUUGUGUUGUCUUAUGUGCUUAGAGGAGUGGGCAGGGUGUACAAUCAGAAGUACUCAGAGUUCAUCAAAGCCCUAAGUGCCCCUACAACAGAUACAAAAGUAUAUUUGAGUGCAUUAAGAAAAUAUGACUUUGAAUUCUAUGCGUGGCCUGCUACUUUUAAAAUGCCCCUGAAACCCAGUCCAUCCUGGUUGCAAAAGCUACCGUUCAAGCAGUGUGCCAACGUAGACUUGCCAUUCUAUCAGAGGGCUCCAUUGCAAGUCCUAGGAUUUAUAGCGACUCACGCCUUUGGUCUCAGACUCAUAUACCCCGGCUCUUUGGGGAUUGUAGCUAACAUGUUUUGGACCCCUUUAUUCCAAGGGCGAACGCAACUGGUGGAGAACUUUGACGGCCAGCGUACAAAGUUAAGGACGGCUGAUGGCAAUGACAUAGACACAAUGUUUGUAGACAACCGCGGUCGGUCUGGCAACAAAGGGAAGACUCUGGUGGUGUGCUGCGAGGGAAACUCUGGAUUUUACGAGAUUGGCAUCAUGACGACGCCUAUAAGGGCGGGGUAUUCUGCUGUGGGAUGGAAUCAUCCUGGGUUUGCUGGUAGUACGGGCAUUCCCUAUCCGUCUCAAGAGGAGAACGCCAUAGACGCCGUCCUGCAAUACUCCAUCAACGAGUUGAAAUUCGAACCUGAUCACAUCAUCAUGUACGGCUGGAGCAUCGGCGGGUACUCCGCCACUUGGGCCGCAGUCAACUAUCCUGUUAAAGGGCUGGUGCUGGAUGCAACCUUUGACGACCUCCUGCCGCUGGCUCAGAACGUGAUGCCCUCAUCGUGGUCGCUGCUGGUGAAGGAGGUGGUGCGCUCCCACGUGGACCUCCACGUGGCCGAGCUGAUCAAGAAGUACACUGGAGCCGUGCAGCUGGUGCGGAGGACCGACGAUGAGAUUAUAUGUCUCAGCCCAGGAGUGCUGGCCACAAACCGUGGUAAUGACCUGUUAGCCACGCUCAUAGAACACCGCCACCCGUUGGAAGAAGGUCUGGACAGGAACGGCUGGUUGUUGGCGCUGUGGAAACAUAUAAACGUGGCUGAGGGCAAGAGACCGCUUGGGACCGUCAUGGCUCUAACUGAAUAUGACAGGAGGGCUAUAAAGCUGAUCGGCAAAUACAUGCGCGACUACCAAUCCACCCACUGCACGCCGCUGCCGGUGGACCACUUUGAGAGUGUGAUGAGGAAUAUAGAAAGCGGCGCGUGCAGCGUAGAAUCUCGCAUCAGAAACGAAGAAUAAUUCCUCACCAUGUAUUGACAAAUAUACGAUUUGGUCUCUUCCCAUUCUUUUAAAUGUAUAUAUGGAUAGUCCGUUUGAUUUUAUUAAAGAAUUAAGGAGUUUUACAUUCGGUUACUAUAGCUAGGAGACUGAUUCCGUAAUCAGGUAUUAGGAUGCCCUCAGAUCCACGAAAAUCGUCUUAGGAAGCUUGUGUAUUUCUGUUCAUCGGUUUCUCGCCAAAGAAUAAUUAUUAAAUUACAGCCUCAAUAUGAUGUUGUCACCUUCUUUAACUUUAUUUAACACUGACUACCUAAAAAAAUGUAUUCUAAGAUUUUUUUAAAAAUAUGACUUAUGUUUGUUAUUAUUUUUGAUUUAGUUUAAAUUUGUCACUUAUUUUUGUCUUUUUCUGAUCGCAAAUUACAGAUUCCGCUUUCCAUUGAUAGUUACUAAAGUGCAUCUUUGCAUUUGCUAUGUGGAAUCAAAACGGUUUUUCUGUGUUGGCAACUACUUCGUAACACGCGUAUAUGCUAAUGUUAAUUUAUUUAUCUAAUUUAUUAUGUAUAUAGUAAAUUUUUUUUCUAAUUAAUUGGUGUAUGUAAUUUUUGUCAUUUUAUAUCUGUGUGUUUUAAUGUCUUCAUGUUGAAGUGAUUGUAUGGUGUAUUUUUAUGAUGUUUUUUUUCUCAUUUGUGUAAUAGGGUUAUCUUGAAAUGUUUGAUGAUGAUGAUGUUUAAUAGUUAUGGUAAAAAUUGAAGAACAAAAUUUUUGAACAAAAUACAUAGGUAACAUUUUCACAUAAUUUCCACACUUUCGGUGGUUAUGUAUUGUUGUUUACUUGUAAUUGUAACUUGUGUUUUUUAUUCUAAUGCAUUUAUAUAAGUAUAUGUGCAUUUUAGAUCGAGAUAUUUACAUCUUACAUUGGAGGUAUCGAGUUUUGCAGGAGCAAUAUGGAUUAGUUAGUAUUUUUCAAGAUUUUUCUCUCCCGCGGCUAAAUGCGGUUAGAGAAAUUUCCUAAGAUUAAAAAAGUUCGUUUAUGUCAUAUACGAACUUUGUCAUAUACAUUUCAUACAUAUAUAAGAUGGACGGUAAUUCAAGGCACAGUUAUUUGUCGCAUUGGAAGUUGGAAUUUUAUGAUACUGUAUUUUUGAGAACAUUCCAUACGUAAUGGUUUCUUGACAAAUUCUAUUGCAAUAUUCGCUAUGAACGUAUAAAUAGUCUACUAAGUCGUUAUAUUUCGCAUUUGGAUGUUGUUAUCUAUCGUCGCCCCCUACUAACACAAACCGACAGGUCUAACUAUAACACCAACGUUGACAAGGUAUAUAGGUAUCGUUGUCUGUUCGUGAAUAACCCUGCUUUGGGUGUAUGUAUUCAUAUAGACCAUAUGGCUUAUAUUCUCUCUCUUUGCAACAUUUUGGGACGCAGGUUUAGAGAGAAGGAGAAAGAAGAUAAGAAAUGUCCCUGAAACCCUGUCAUGAAUAAUCCGCUGUUCGACAUUUACAUCUUUUUCUUUUUUUUUAUACAGGGUGACUUCAUUCAUUAGCAUCCAAACCUAUGAUGACGAAGCCUAUGAUGACAUAUAAAUGAAACAUCGUGAUUUUCACAUGCACGUGUCAUCAACAACUAUGUUAUACAGUGACAAUUUUUAUUAAAGUGUUGUGCAGUUUUUGACCUAUCCAACCUGUGAGAAUAACGUUUUGACGUAAUGAUAGGCUUAACUCAGAAUUAUGGGCACAGUCUAAUUAUAAAGAUGUUAUGAAUUUGACGGUAUUAUACGUCACCUGUAUACUGGCCUCUAGGUUCUGUCAGACUGAUUUUAAUUAACACCGCUGUAUCGGGCUUCACACAGGGUGUGUUCUGUACACAUAAUUAUUUUUGACAUUGUUUUCAAUAUAAUGUAUUUAGAGUUAGACUAAGUAUAAGUCUAUGAUUUUAAUAAAUCUUAAAGUUGGAACUUCCUUUUUGUGAUUGUACUUAA